GAACAACUAGCUUCAGAUCAUCGAACAUCGAGUCCUCAACAAAAGUUUCCUAAAUCUGUCCAAGGAUUACUCACGAAGAAGUCGCUUCUGCUUCUGCUUCUGCCUCUCCAUCUGUAUCCCUGUGUACGUGUGUCUUGUGUUUCGUCUCCCUCGCCUUACCUUCGGUUCGGGCGCGCACUGGAAUAGGAAACUGGAACUGGAAUUGGAAUUGGUAGUAUUGGUAUUGCUUGAGCUGGAGUUCUGGAAGCAGCUAGCCUCUUCUUCGUUCGCUUCUUCGCUUUCUUGGCGGACAUUCGCGGCUGCGUGAUAUUGCCCGGAUCAACCCAGCGAUCAGUCGAAGACGAAGACUUGCAGUGAACGCGUCGUGUACCUAGUGCUAACCUCCUCGAACGCGCGUCUACCAACUUCCAAUCCAUUCGCUCUUGCAUUCAGCUCAGCUCGUUAGAUCGUCGUCAGUUACAGCCUACAGCCGAGUACAGAUUGUACUCUGAACUCACUGCACCGCCACCCGAUACCAAGUAAAAGAUGGCCAAAAUCAUUUUAUUCUGUGUGCUGAGCCUUUUGGCAUGCGCUGCAGGUCAACGCAUUACGACAAUCCAUUUGGAUGGAGUGCAGUACUUCAUCAGCCGGAUGAAUCCCUAUUCGCCGGAACUGAACUACUUCCUGGCCUACCAGUACUGCCGCUCCCUGGGCCUGCAGCUGGCCUCGUUCGAGACGAAGGAGAAGGCCGAAUCGAUGACCACGUAUUUGAAGAAUGCCGGCUACGGCAACUACGAUUUCUGGACAUCCGGAAAUCGCCUGGGCACGGGCAUGUUCCUAUGGAUGAGCACCGGUUUACCGUUCAAUGCCACCUUUGACUUCUUCGAGAACUCGGCGGACGCCAUCCAGGCCGGCCUCCUCGAUCCCGUCGAUCACAACAGCAACACCUCGCCCCAGCGCACCGCCCGCGACAGCAGCAGUGGCGCCGAGAAGGGAUGCGUGAUCCUGAAGCAGCCCACGCUCAAGUGGAUGCCCGAGGACUGCUCGGCCGUCAAGGACUUCAUUUGCGAGCAGACCCGCUGCUACUACUACAACUACGGCAGCAUCCCGGUCUCGUCUGCGCAGGGACGUCCCAUCACCUCGACCACGCCCAGACCGCCUGCCGCACUGAUGCAUCUGCAUGACGGCACCACCACCACGCCCCUGCCCCUGCUCAUGUCCACCACCGGAGGGCUGUACACGGCCGCCAAGGCCAAGUCGUCGCCAGCAAUUGCCCAGCGCGUGGCAGAGGAGGCCAGCUCGCCGUCGUUCCACUCCUUCAAGCUGAACCAAGAUCGCUCGCUGACCGACAAGGAUGCCAUUGACGUGGAGGUGGACGACCAGGACACAGACAUGGAUGCCGAUGAGGAGCCCGAGGUGCACGGGCUCGAGGGCGUGCACGAGGGCGAGAGCGAGAGCGAUGGAGAUGUGGAUGUCGACGAUCAUGCCGGGGUCAUUAUCGCCGAUGAAUUCGGUCAGCAUGCCCGCGAGCUGGUCGGCGAUGGAGAGGCCGAUGACAUCAAGGAGCACGUCUUCCCGCUGCACGACAACGAGCUGCACCACGAGAUGCACUCCAUUGAAGAGGUUCAGCAGCAGCUGCAGCACCACGAUGAGGAUGCGGAUGCCGCACCAGCCGCAGCCGCAGCCGCACCCGCCGCCCCCGCUGCCGCCGAGGAGAGUGUCAGCGCUGAGCACGAGGCGGAGGAUGACGGCGACAGUGAAGACGGCGACUCGGAGGCCGAAUCCCAGGCACCUGAACAGGCCAGUGAGGCGCUGCCGAGCUCCACAGAGUCGCCGGUAGCCGCUGCCGCCGCCAUCGAGGAGCGCAUCAAGCAGAUUGCCCAGGACUUCCAGAAGAUGGCCAGCUCGCAGGAGAUACAGACCCCGUCCAGGGAGGAGAUGACGCCCCAGCAGUCGCUCUCGCUGAACGACCUGAUACGCACCCUGCGCCCCAACGUGCAGCAGAUCAUACCCCAGAUCGAUUCCGACUACUCGAACUCCAUGCGGGUCCGUGGCAAGACCCUGGUGUCCAAUAACUAGGCCUCCACUGGCAUCCACUAGCCUAAGUUGUGUGUGUUUGGGUCUGGGGCCUACCUGGGACUGCGGGCCUACCCACCCACUGCGGGAUUGGGUUCCACUGAGGAACGAGCAUUUUCAAGAGCCGGCCGGAUAACGUCCGAAAAUGUCGCUUCUCUCUGCGGACCCAUCCCGCAGCUCAGCCCGGGCCGGUCCGAGGGCCCCUCUAGAAAUUUCCGAUCCACACUGAUCAUUCCACUAGCAUAUAUCGCGCAACAAGAGAGAUUACAGGAGCUAAGACACUAUUCUACUAUAUUUAAAUACGAUACGAUACGAUACGAUACAAUAUUGUAUGCUUUAAUUGUAUGACAACCACCACAAAAAAAAAACAACAAAAACAAAAAGGAAACUCUUGAUUUAAUAAAAACUACCGAGUAAAACGAA
This is a messenger RNA of Drosophila obscura, 2478 nucleotides long. RefSeq names its product serine-aspartate repeat-containing protein I (gene nw). Lineage: Eukaryota; Metazoa; Arthropoda; Insecta; Diptera; Drosophilidae. The coding region runs from base 526 to 2058 and encodes 510 amino acids. Gene Ontology annotation, biological process: biological process involved in interspecies interaction between organisms. The transcript has 4 exons. The record is from RefSeq and is a predicted model, not a curated record. Gene Ontology annotation, cellular component: external side of plasma membrane. Gene Ontology annotation, molecular function: carbohydrate binding.